ACAUAACGCUGAAGUCACUGGAGCCCUUUGGACAGCGAGUGGGAGCUGUAGCCUUGCCUCGGACCCCAACAGCCCCUCCCCUCUCGCCCCCUGCCUCAUCCCCAGCAAUGUAGAGACUCUCCCCGCGGGACCCGGGACUCUGGAUGGAAUGUGCCAUUUGCCUAGAAAGGGGAAGACUCGGAUCUCUUCUCUCCCACUCUCCCCCUCUCCCCACCCCCGCCCCCGCCUCCUGCUGUAGCUAGUGAAGCUUUCCGUUGCCAUGGUUCCGCCUACAACAAACUGAGGCCGCGGGGCAACUUGCUAGCGUGGGCCAGGUAAGUGUCUCGCGCCGCCGCUCAGGGCUCCUCCGCUGGCUUCGCGGGCGGGGGCCUCUGCAUAACUGUCCUUUCUUUGACUGGAGUCGUGGACCCGGCAAGCACAGGUGGCCUUCAGCUUGACUCGUCUCGGAAGGAUCUCCAGGUGCUGACUUGUCUGUGCAGUUUAUUUCUGCCUUACCAACACAGAAGGUGCUGGAUUAUUCCCAGAGGAACAGAUGGCUAAUUUCCGUUUUCAGAAACAAGAUGAUUUAACAGAAACCAUUUCGAAUCUGGAAGAAUUCAGAAGAGAAGGAUAUGGAGACUUACCGGGUGAGAAGGAAAGAGAGAAAAUGAUUCUCAAGAGGCAUGGCCGUUCAUUUGACUAUGAAUGUAUACUAAGGAAAAAGAGGAUGGCAAUGAACAGGAAGAAGAAACUCACGUACAAGGACAGAGUCCGCACAUUAUACCUUCGAAGAAACAUGAACAAUCUGGAUAGGAUAAACGAGGAAAAGAAAUUUUUCCUUUUGAAAACCAAGGAGGAUCUAGAUAAUUCCAUGCAAAGGAUGGAGUCGAUUCAGAAACAGAAAAUGGAAGUGGAGGCUGAAAUACAGAUGGAGAAAGAUGCCAACAACAAUGCAGCCGUGUUUCGUCUCCAAGCCAGAUAUCAACGUCUCUGCACUGAGUUAAAGCGGGAGAAAGAACUGGAGGAGAAAAUUUCUGCGAUUAUAAAAGAAAAUGAGCGAACCAUGUGGCACAUCGAAAUUGAAGAGGGAAAAUUCAGUCCACUCCAAGAGGCUCUUAAAAACAGAAGAAGCAAAAUUAGGGCAACUUGUCCAACAGCAGGCAGAAGAACGACUUUUAAAGGCAAAUAUGGCGGCUGAAAAGAUAGCCCAAAAUAAAGCCUUCAGAAUCCAGAAAGCAUUGGAAGAUGAAAAGAACUACGAGCUUCACUGUGAAAGAGUGAAGACUGAAGCCAAGAAGAAUAACAGGAUUGCCCAGCAGUUCCUAAGAACCACCUUGAUGAAGAAUCAAAAGAAACAAAACAUUGCAGAAAGACUUAAAAAAGCACAUAUGAAGAAAAGGAUGGAUACUAUGAUUUCCCUGAAGAAAAACAUCGCCAUAAAUCAGGAAAUCAUGAAGAAACUUAUGGCUUGGGACAAAGCCAAGAAAUACUUGGAUAAGCAGAAGAAAGAUACUGAGAGGGAGGCCAUACUAGCUGAAGGAGGGGAUGAUAUAAAGCUGUUGUUACACAGAAAGCAAAAAAGGGACUUGGAGAACAAGAAAAGAAUCUUUGCAGAAGAACAAAGACUUCGAAAAUGUGAAAUUGUGAAUCGACUUCUGAAGGAAGAGGCUUAUGAUGAAAAAAUAAAACAAAGGCAGCAGGACCUGGAAAGUGGGAAAAGUUGGAGGAUUAAAGCCAAGAAACUCCCAAGCCAGAAGGAAAGGACUUGGAACUAUCUCAUGGAUCUGUGCGAUGGAAAAACCCGAGUUCGAACUCCUGUGUUGAAAAUUAAUAGAGCUAUUUCCGAUUUUGCAUAUCCUCGUUCCAUGAGCAUAAUCUCCACUGAGUCAUCGAUGACAGGCGACUUAGACACCUUGCUUGUGAACCUGGAGGAAGAAACACUAGCGGAGCCAGAGAUUAUGGGGCUCUGGAAUGAAGCAUAUAAGCCCUACAAUCUGCCAAAAGAUGAGGUGGAACGCAAACCUUUGGGUGGGACGAAGAUGGACCAAGAUAUCUUUGCAGGAACCCUGGAGAAACUCCGGAGGGGGAUAGUCCACAGACAAGUAGUGUCUGGGCGCGAAUUUAAGGGCUGCCCCUUCUAUAGCAAGCCUGACCUCAUUCACUUUAAGAACUUUGAUAUUGGUAAAAGGUAUAAAAAAAAGAUGACAUUAAUCAACGCAUCCUACACUAUUAACUAUUGCAAGCUGGUGGGAGUCGAUGAGCAUCUCAAGGAUUUCAUUACCAUUGACUUUGACCCUCCAGGUGGAAUGUCCGCUGGGAUUUCCUGUGAGGUUGUCAUCAUCUUUAAGCCAAUGAUAAAUAAAGAUCUUCACGGCAGAGUCACAUUUUUGGCUCAGACAGGUGAAUUUUCUGUACCACUGAAAUGUACAACAAAGAAAUGUCUCCUGUUCCUGGAAAAUAAGCUCAUUAACUUUGGCACAUACGUGGUGGGAGAGACUGCUGUACAGACUAUCACCCUGGGAAACCGUGGAGCCCUGGGUACACAGUUUUAUGUUCGCUCAAAAAUCGAGACCCCUGAUUUCGGAACCAAAUCCCCCAAUGUAAUAGCUAGCUCUUUAUAUUCAUUGGAUGAUAGAAGUGUGGACGACAAAUCCAAAUCUACUGAAGCCUUUUGUAUUCCCUCCAUUGAUAUCAUUCCAGCUGCAAGCCCUGCAACCUCAGAAUACCUGUCUGAUGACCUCUACCAAGACCAAAGCAUUUCCAUAGAAGAAAUCCUUUCGGAAAGAGUGCCCAGUAGCAUUUAUGACGAACAAACAGAAAUCAAACUGGGAGAGAUACGAACAAAUGAUAUUAAACCCUUCGGCUCUGUACAAAUUCCAGUGAUCUUCACCCCAACCAUCCCAGGACCUUCAGAAGCCAAGUUUCAAAUCUUUUUUAAGAACCCCGAUUGCCGUCCAUUAUUCUUCAGAGCCAUUGGGGUGGCUAUUAUUGUGCCUGUCUGGGUUCCAAGACCGAAUGUGGACAUGAAGAUCUGUAUGUAUGACCGAUUGUAUCAAGAGGCUAUCAUCAUUCAAACCAGGUGAGCCACCACCCAUCAGGCUCUAUGUGAGAUGGAAUGGAAUGUAUUGCCAUAGUUAUUAUACAUCUGAGUCAGGCCAAUGGAAAGCAGACUUAUUCUAUAUGAUGGAGUCC
Molecule: messenger RNA, 3171 nt
Organism: Monodelphis domestica (gray short-tailed opossum)
Lineage: Eukaryota; Metazoa; Chordata; Mammalia; Didelphimorphia; Didelphidae
Source: RefSeq, a predicted model, not a curated record